This is a messenger RNA of Lycium barbarum (goji berry), 1929 nucleotides long. RefSeq names its product leucine-rich repeat extensin-like protein 6. The transcript has a single exon. The record is from RefSeq and is a predicted model, not a curated record. Gene Ontology annotation, molecular function: protein binding. Lineage: Eukaryota; Viridiplantae; Streptophyta; Magnoliopsida; Solanales; Solanaceae. Bases 486 to 1682 code for a protein of 398 amino acids.
UUUGUACAACAUCAUCAGUUUUGUCUAUAAUGAACAGCAAUUUCCAGAUCAUAUUUUGUUUAAAGGAUAGACAUAAGGCAUCCAAAUUAUAAGAGAAUUCUCAUUAGUACCUCCCUAAAGCAAGUCAUAUUUAUGAAAAUAAAUCUUAGGAAUAUAUUUUAGUAUAUGAAUAUCACCAACUAGCACAUUAUUAUCAAAAAAAAAAAAAAAAAAAAAAAGAAGAUCAGCAUUAAGUAAGAUAUGGUCAAUUUUAAUUUGAAUAUCCUAAUUGUAGUUGUCUGAUUCCUAAUCACUAUAUUUAAUUUAAUUAAUUAAAUGAAAAUACUCUCUCUACCAGCCCCUUAGCCUCCACCAACAGCCAUUUAAAUAUCAACCCAUUGUGCAUCUAUCUUAACAUAUUCCAACAUAAUACACACAACUUGUGCAAGAACAACAUCAAGUGUUGUCUUAAACCCUAAAGUACUCCUAAAACUCAUCCCACAAUCAUGAAGUUCAUCAACUUAGCCCUUUGUUGCUUCUUCUUCAUCAUUUUUUUCUUCUCAAAACCCUCUCUUCAAGCUUCUCCUCCUGCACCUUCAAUAAACCCUAGACUUUUCAAUGCUUACAUUGCUCUUCAAGCUUGGAAACAUGUCAUUACUUCCGACCCAAGAAACUUCACGAGGAAUUGGUAUGGAUACAAAGUUUGCAACUACACCGGAGUUUACUGUGCUCCGGCUCCAGAUAACCCUAAAAUCACCACUGUCGCUGGAAUUGACCUCAACCAUGCAAAUAUCUCUGGCUACUUGCCUGAAGAUCUUGGUUUGUUGACUGAUUUAGCUGUUUUUCAUAUAAACUCCAACAGAUUUGUUGGCACUAUCCCAAAAUCUUUUUCGAAACUUCGAGUUCUUUAUGAACUUGACGUGAGUAACAAUCUUUUGUAUGGUGAAUUUCCUUCGGUUGUUCUCUCUCUUCCUUCUUUGAAGUUUCUUGAUAUUAGGUACAACCAAUUCAAAGGAAAUGUCCCUUCAAAACUUUGGGAUCGAAAACUCGAUGCCCUUUUCAUAAACAACAACGAUUUUCAGUUUGCAUGGCCCAAAAACUUCGGAAAAUCAACCGUUUCUGCUUUGGUCAUGGCAAAUAUUAAAGUCAGGGGAUGUAUACCACCAAGUAUAGCAAAUAUGUCGCAAACCCUAAAUGAGAUUAUCCUCUCGAAUGCUGGCUUAAAUGGAUGUUUGCCAGAAGAAUUAGGGUUGUUGAAAAAUGUGACGGUUUUUGAUGUGAGUUUUAACAAUCUUGUUGGAAAGUUGCCAGAGACAAUUGGAGGUAUGAAGAAAUUGGAACAUCUCAACGUGGCACAUAACAAGCUCUCGGGAGAGAUUCCGGCUAGUAUUUGCUCGUUGCCAAGGUUGGAGAAUUUCACCUACUCAGAUAAUUAUUUCUGUGUUGAACCGAAGAUUUGUCUCAAGUUGAAGGACAUAGAUGAUAAGAAGAAUUGUAUACCCUAUCGGCCAUCACAACGUUCAGUCAAUGAAUGUAAGACAUUUUAUUCACAGGGUCCAGUGGAUUGCAGUUCAUUUGGUUGUAGCUCAAGAUCUCCUCCACCACCACCACCGUCACCUCCACCACCGUCACCUCCACCACCACCACCUCCUCCACCACCAACACCACCUCCUACAAAAUCACAUUUUUACCAUUAUCCUUGAUUGACGAUCAGUUGUGUUUCUUUGACUUUGGUUUGCUUUUACGUGGUUGGAUAGGUAUUGAACUAUAAGGGGAAAAGGAAAUUAAAAAAAUCAGGUUGUAUCAUUGAAUAAAUUAAGUACAUUUAAGAAAGGUAGACUUUCUCUUUUUAAAUGUUUUUUUUUUUUUGGUUUACUUUUGUUAUAUGCAUAAUUGACUUUGAUUAUGUCGUACUGAUAAGGGAUUAGAUUUGUAUUUUAUUUCCCCGUU